Messenger RNA from Ictalurus furcatus (blue catfish), 1756 nucleotides. RefSeq names its product G8 domain-containing protein DDB_G0286311-like. The transcript is spliced from 5 exons. The coding region runs from base 618 to 1406 and encodes 262 amino acids. The record is from RefSeq and is a predicted model, not a curated record. Lineage: Eukaryota; Metazoa; Chordata; Actinopteri; Siluriformes; Ictaluridae.
UGAGUCCCUAAACAAAGCCGGGGGUCGAUAUCAAAAGGAACAGUCAGUAUCUGGUGUGUUCUCCAGCUGCUUUAAGUACUACAGUGCAUCUCAUCCUCAUGGACUGCACCAGAUUUGUCAGUUCUUGCUGUGAGAUGUUCCCUCACUCUUCCACCAAGGCAUGUGCAAGUUCUCCAUCACGUCUGGGAAGGGACACAUGGUUACACAUGGUUUUCCACUGCAAGGACGAUCAGAUGUCCUUCGUGUCUUCCUGUAGCACUGUACAUAUACAUUCAGCUACAAUCAGGGUGUAAUCCUCUAUGACCUUGAGCUUAAGCACAACAUGUUGCAUUUUGUAUAAGGACUGACACAAGCUGAUAAUGGAUAAUGUGUGCAUAAUGCUUAAUGUAAAACAAACUAGCCAUGAUUCCAGUUAAUGAAUCAGCGAUACAGUAGUAUGCAUUUUUUUUUUUUUUGCUGUUGUUUAGCCCCACCUGUUUCUGUAUCUCGGCCUCCUCACAAGGUAUAUCAGCUGCUUCACACCGAGACCAUUUUCCUUUGCUCAGACGUACUCGCAGACUUCGUCGUCUCAGAAUAUUUCACCUCCACAUCCAACACUGACUUUGCGUUUCUUCCAGAUGGAGGUCUCCAGGAUGCGGUCCGCCUGGGCGGCUCUCUGCAUCGCCGUGCUAGUGAUGUCAGGCUCUGCUGAAGGUGCUAGUUUGGUGACGUUAAAAGCGGCGAACACAGAACCGUCAUACUCUUAUGACUUAACCAUGGACGUCACCAACCGCAUCUACAGUGAUUCUCUCCUCAACCCUAACUCUCACGACUAUAAUAUGAUGUUUGGGGAAGUUAGCACUGCGCUCUACUCUGUCUACGGCUGCCCCACUUGCGACACACGCACAUUUUAUCAAGGUGUAACAGCCAUGACCUUCAGUGACAAGGCUGGAUCUGUGGUUGUUCAGGCCACCAUCAUGUUCUACUCAGACCAAACCAAUGCCAUGGUGAUCAAGUACCUAUUUCUGCAGGCCGUCAAUAGCAGAAAUGAAAUAAAUGGCCUGAGAAUCAACCCUGGAUUCACACAGGUGUCUUCACAAUCCACAAGCGUUUCCCAUCCAACCACCACUCCAACCACCACUCCAACCACUACUCCAACCACUACUCCAACCACUACCCCAACCACUACCCCAACCACUACUCGUCUAAUAACAUGUGACCCAUAUUUAACCAAUCAUGAUAUCAUUCAGAUAAUUAUGUCAUGUUUUAUCACUCCAACCCCUACUCCAACCACUACUCCAACCACUACUCCAACCACUACUCCAACCACUACGCCAACCACUACUCCAACCACUACGCCAACCACUAUUCUAACUACCCGUACCACCACUCCUACAACAACUACAACCACUACUCUAGUCUAUUAAAACAGGGUGAACCCAUUCCUUUAACCGAUCUCCUGCCAUUACUAAAACUACUUAAUCAGAUUGUUUAAAAAAAGAAAAGAAAAAAGAAACAGAUUUCAUGUAAUUAAUCACAUGACAUGAUAUUAAAUUCAUGUUAAAACAGACGACACAUGAAACCCUUGAAAGGCUUGAUUAAAGUAUAAUAUUCUAUCUGUAAAGAGCAACCUUUUUUUCACACCUCCUGUGUUCAAACACCAUCUGAGUCACCGUCCAAUGGGCAUUCUGUUUUUUCUCUCCCAUUACCAUGGUAGAAAUGGGAUUUAAAAAUGUUCUGUUUUCUGAAGUCUAUACUUCAUAGCCUACCCAUUAAC